AUGUCGACAUCGUCGUCGCCGUUCGCCUCUGUCGCUGCGCCUGCGUUCCGUCAGGGGAUCCGACGGCGGCGGGACGGACCUCCAGACGUGGAGAUUCAGGAGUUGGACUCCCGUACCAUGCGACAGAGCGCCUACAAUUACUUUGAGCGCCACGCGGUCGUGCCGUCUCUCCUGCGCACGUCGACGUUCCACUCGGCGCUGGGCCGCAGCGAAGCGUCGUCCAAGCGGCAGCGCACACUCGCCGAGCACUUGGACAACAUGUGCCUUCAGGACCGCAGUCCGGACAGCGUGGGCUCAAGUAGAGCAGCCGUGGCGAGCAGAGACGCGCAGCAGUACAGAGAGUGUGCCCGGGAGGGUCUGCUGUUGGCCGACUAUGACGCGCGUGGACAGGAAGGGAAUGCGUCGGCGCGGGGCGCGAGCGGCAGCGCGAGCGACGGUGCAGUGGACCACGUGGAAGAGGGCGUCCAGACAGUGGCGGAGCUCGGGCGACUGCGUCGGUUCUUUGCUGCUCACGGCAGCGACCGGCGUCGGUCCAUUGACCGCAUGUACCGCCACUAUGUAACGGCACUUCCUCAACCCGCCGCGACGACGGGCUUGCAAGGCAAUGAGCUCGUGGUGUUUCGACCACGAACGACGGCGACUCGUGGGAGUGACAUGGCAGCGUACCUGUCGCUCACACCGCAUGACUUUGACAAGUUGUCGACCGCUGAGAAGCGACAGUGGUAUCAGGCACACUGUCGAUUCAUGACGGAACUCGAUGCGGCGAGUGCCGCGCACAAGAAAGACGACGACAUGGCUCUUUUGUUCGACGUGGAGCACAUGGAAUUGAACGAGAGGCGCUGUGUUCCUCCUGAACACGCGAUGGCAAGUUUGAGCUCAAGCUGCGCGCAUCAGGUACUUGAGGCGCCCAGCGACGUGGAAAUGAUGGAGGUUAUCGAACAGGACGUGGCACCCAAACGCCGUCCACAGGCUGCAGGCGCUCUCACGCACACCGAGUGGUUUGCCGACGCUGAUCUGUGA
Molecule: messenger RNA, 1020 nt
Organism: Hyaloperonospora brassicae
Lineage: Eukaryota; Oomycota; Peronosporomycetes; Peronosporales; Peronosporaceae
Source: the annotation of a GenBank genome assembly